This is a messenger RNA of Cololabis saira (Pacific saury), 1587 nucleotides long. RefSeq names its product pleckstrin homology domain-containing family N member 1. The transcript has 11 exons. The record is from RefSeq and is a predicted model, not a curated record. NCBI's taxonomy places the organism in Eukaryota, Metazoa, Chordata, Actinopteri, Beloniformes, Belonidae. Bases 37 to 1236 code for a protein of 399 amino acids.
GAGGCGAGGCUGAGCGGGACACACUCCUCACCGGUCAUGGGAUGCUGCAGCGUGACCCAGAGGCACACGGGAGUGGACGAAGUGGGCCCCGAUGAGAUCGAACUCCUGGAGCUGUCCGGGGACAAUUUAGGCGUGUGGAGUUUGGGGGAAGCCAGACUUCAGCUGUCGGUGAAGAGCAGCAGAGAUGAGCAGCCGAAGCUGCCGCCGCCUCCUCCACCGCCACCACGCAAGCCUUCAAUACGACACCUGGAUAGAGAGGUGGUGCUGUGGGGCAGAGGCCGAGACGAGCUCCACCACAGGAUCUACUCCCAGCAGCCCAUCACGGGCUGGGAGGGUCAGCCGGCCCACAUGUACGGAGAAAUCAUCCAUUCCUCCCCGGUGUCCGUCUAUAACAGCUACACGCAGGAAACCAGUGAACACUUCCUGGUCUUGUUCUCCUUUCACCUGCUGAUCCUGUCCCUGGAUCACUCUCGACAAGACUUCAAAUAUGAGGGAACUCUUCCACUUUCUGGACUUUCUCUCCGAGCCGUCUCCCUGGAGUCGAACACGCCGCAUUCACCCCACAUGUUUGAGAUCAGCAGUCCAAUGGUGGACUCCAGAGUGUUCAUUUGUGCCAGUGCUGCAGAGCUGCAGAAGUGGAUGCAGCACAUCGAAGACAGACGAUACAAGUCCAUGGCCCAACCCAUGAGCCCGUCCCACUGCGCUCUCUCCUACCUCCUGCCAUGUGAUGAACCCUGGAAAAGAGAGGAGCUGAGGAAGUACCUGCUGCAAGCUCCAAUAUGGCAGUGGGAGGGCUCGCCCGUCCAGCACAUGGGUCAGCCAGGAUACCUAUCUAUAGUCCACAUCAUCAACACUCAGAGACAGGGACUCCAAGAAAGGCUGAUGGUCCUCUUUCCUCAAGAUGUUUUGCUGCUUUCUGUUGACAGCCAGCGCCUGAAUUUGAAAUAUGAGGGCAGGUUGGCUCGACACAGCGUUCAGGCGGUGGAGCGGUCAGCGCUGCCUGGACGGCUGGAGUUUGAGCUGGCAGGGGAGCUGACGGAGCCCCUGCAGGUCUCCUGCACCUGCCUGGAGGAUUACCAGAACUGGAUAUUCCAGUUGCAGCAGCCAGACCGAAACAGCAACGUUACUGUGAAUCAGGCUCCGCCUUCGAUCCUGCCGAAGCUGCAGAGGUGCAGGAAGGAGUCCAGGGAGCCCAUCGUAGCAGCCGACCAGUAUCGCAUCAACGGACGCAGCUGACCCUCCGGACUGGAGGGAAACCUCAAAACUCACUGUAAUUACGAAUCUAAGACACCGUGUAGAUAAUGUGUUUCACCCAUGUGUGCCACAGUUCUUAGAUGCAGCGGAGAGGAGACUAAAUCUCUUAUAUUUGGGUGAUUUUCGUCACUUGAAAAGGAUGGAAAGUAUGCUUAUAGCUCUCUUUCAUGUGGAACAAGUGGAAAUGAAGUCAUGACCCAGUUUAAGAGCAGAACUGUGCUGCACAAAUGUUAGACAUGCACAUUUUAGAGCAGGAAGAUAGGGUUCGAGAAACUGUACAUACCUGUAUGUAGAGCUUUUCCAAUAAAACAUUUAAAAGACUCACGUACUACA